UAGAGUAUCGUAUUUAUUGGAGUGCACAUGUCCUCCUCCGCCGUGGCCCUUGUUUGCGGCACCUGAAUUCUGAACCGCCGGAAUUUGAAGGAGAAAAUGGCGCGGGGUAUAACAGCAAUUUGGUGCGUAAUGCUCACCAUCUUCGUAUUCAACUCGCCGUUUAGGAGGGCACCCUUCACACUGGCAUUGCCUCGAACAGAUGGAGGAGCUUCGCUAAACGAAGAUGGAAAUGUGAGGAGAGCGAUGAUAGAAUUGGAGGGUGGACCGGAGGAUGUGGCGUGGGUUGUUCAGCUCUCUGAUCUCCACUUUAGCGUACACCACCCCGACAGAGCCCUUGACUUCAAGGCCAUCGUGGGGCCUGCUCUAGCCAUGGUCAACCCUUCCUUGGUCUUCAUCACUGGCGACCUUACUGAUGGGAAAAGCAAGGAUUUACUAACAAUGAAGCAAGAUGAAGCGGAAUGGGUAGAAUAUCAGAAAGUGAUGGAAGAUGUCAUUAAAAGGAGUGGGCUGAAAGGGAGCACUUUUUAUGAUCUCAGAGGAAACCAUGAUAAUUUUGGUGUGCCAGACACCGGUGGUUCAUUUGAUUUUUACUCUAAAUAUAGCAUCAAUGGGCAGAUGGGAAGAAAUGGAUCAGUUAACAGUGUCACUGUGCAGACUGGCACACGCAAUCUACUUUUUGUUGAGUUUGACAGCACCACAUCUUUAGGAUUACGGGGUCCAACUAAUUUAUUUGGUCAUCCAACUGACCAGUUGUUAUCUGAUAUAAGCUCUGAACUAUCACAAUUGGAUCCUCUACUUGCAAAACCUAUUGUCAAGAUUUCACUUGGGCACUUUCCACUCUCCUUUUCUGCAGCAGCUUAUUCUAGAAGGACUCUAAAGGACGUGUUUCUGACACACUCCUUGUCAGCUUACUUGUGUGGGCAUCUGCACACAAGGUUUGGAAAAAAUUUAAAACGGCAUCAUCAAUCGAAUCACCAUCCCUUGUACUCCCAGCAGUACUUUCAGUUGAAUGGACAUGGAUUACCUGUUGAAAGACCUAAAGAUUUUUCUCUAACGGGCACUAAAGAAUUUUGGGAGUGGGAAAUGGGUGAUUGGAGGAAGAGUAGAGCUAUGCGUAUUUUGGCCAUUGAUAGAGGUUGGAUUUCAUUUGUAGAUAUUGACUUCAGAUUGGGGGCAAAAAAAACUAUUAUAUUGCCUACAUUUCCACUUGACUCUCGCUUUAUUUUGGAUAAGUCAUUUCAGAAGAAUGAAUCUCAGCCUGUGGAUCCUACAUUUUACAGUAAUAUCAGAGUUCUUGUGUUUUCUUCUACUCCAAUUGUAUCUGUUGUGGCCAGAAUCUAUGACUCAAGGCCUGGUAAGCUCAUUGUUGUAAUAGAAGCUCCUAUGAAGAAAAAUGGGAAUGGCUUAUCUAGAGGGGACCUUUAUACUUGCCCCUGGAAUUUUAAAGCUUUUGAAGAUCCAUCACCUGAACGAUUCUUGUUGCAAAUUGAAACAGUUGAUAUUAGUGGGAGAUCAACUUUGACUGAACUACGACCCUUUUCCAUUGUUGGUCAACGUGCUAGGCUCCCAUGGAAUUGGAAAGAAUUUUUUGUUAUGGGUUGUCAAUGGGAUGUUUUAUAUUACCCAAUCUUCUGGUCCUUUUACUUGUUUACCCUAUCCAUUCUUCUUAUUCCGAAAGCCAUCUUCUUGUUUUCUAGAAAACAAUAUAGUUAUAGGACAUUCAUUUCCAACAAGGGUUUAUCAAGUUACAUAACAUGGAUUCUAAUGGAGCUAUACAGUGUUCCAUGGGUGUGGUACUGUAUGGUUGGUUACUUGUUUUACCUCAUAUUAUGCCCUUGGCUUUGCGGCCAAGUUCUCAUGGAAGGAGAAAGGGGAUACAUGACAUUUCGAGGUUGGGCAUUCAGAUUCAAUACAAGUGAAAAGCUCAAGUUUGUUGGGUUUCCAGAUAUAAUGGUGGUUGUUCUUCCUCAUCUUUAUUUUGUCAUUUUGCCUGCACUGUUUGUGAUUAUAGCAUGUGCAGCUGAAAGAGGAAUAUACCGAGACUAUUUGCGUGCACUUUCUGGGAAAAAAGAUGAUUCUGAGAAUAAGAUUUCUUUUUCAUCUACUUGUGGAAGAAAUUAUACCUCGAUACUUCUCCGUAUGCGAUGGAUUAGGAAAGCUCUAGUGCUGAUUUGUUUGGCAAUAUGUUGGAAGCAUUUUAUGAAUUGCAGAGCUCUUUGUAAAGCGUAUGAGAUGAACCCAUUUAUCCAUUUCCCAGUUUAUAGCCUGGCAGUCCCGCUGUUGUUGGUUUACACAAUCCACAAAACCAGCAGAAUUUGAGUGGCAUCCCGCGUAACUAAAAGGUUUGUCAUUGUUGUGUUUUACAGUUUUUAUAAUACUGCUGGGAACGGUUUCAUAUAUACAUUCAUUACCUAUAUAAAGAUUCAAAAUAUUUAUUUGACAAAUCUUGAUUGGAA
Molecule: messenger RNA, 2456 nt
Organism: Ipomoea triloba (trilobed morning glory)
Lineage: Eukaryota; Viridiplantae; Streptophyta; Magnoliopsida; Solanales; Convolvulaceae
Product: putative metallophosphoesterase At3g03305
Exons: 4
Coding region: 97-2319 (740 amino acids)
Molecular function (GO): hydrolase activity
Source: RefSeq, a predicted model, not a curated record